GAAGCUCCUCCGUACAACCGCAGAGGAGGAGGAAUGAAACGGGAUCUGCUGUCGCCUUUACAACACACGAACACACACCUCCGUUGGGUGUGUAUACUGCGUGUAGGCACGAGAGAAAGCGCCGUGUUUUAGUACGCCGUCUUCACAUCGAGGAGGACUGAGAGGAGAAAAAGCUAUGCGCAAGACGUGUACAGGAGCUUUGUCGAAUCUAUUCUCGUGCAUCGGAGCCCUGCUUGAUUAAGGCGGUGUAACCCGUUCACCCACAGACACAGCACGAGCGUUUGUGUCACCCUUCUGCAUCCCGACAGGAAAACGGCGCCGUGCUAUCUCGCACGCGCUUCAUCUGCAUUUCACGGAGAAUACGUUUGAUUAUUAUUAUUAGUAUUUUUUUUUUAAACUAUGCUUGAGCAUGUCAUGUGUUGGGUUUAUAUGCAGUGAGUGAGAAUUGCCCGCCUCUCCGACACGACCUGCACGACUGCAGAGGACAAGACAGGGAGGGAGCAACCGGCCCUCAGCACCAUUCCGACUCCGUGCUCCUGACUCGCGCGCGGAUCUCUUUCAGUCAUAGUGCACGGUCUGAGACUUUACUAAUCUGUCAAGCAAGAUUCACUGAUGGCUGCGUUUUCAUGACCCAAUUGCAACAGGGAGUUCAGGAUCGACGCAAGGCUCUUAUACGUGCUACCUUCAUCAAAAUGCCGGCUGGAAUGAAGCCUCUAGAGAAGUUCCUUAAGAAGCAGACGAACGCGCUGACUCGGGCCGGUGGUUUCGGAGGAGAGAAGGCGACGGCGGGCACGAGCGCGGCUCGGCGGCGCGCCAGCCUCUCGCGCGUCGUACCCUUCUUCCGCGAGAGCUCGCCCGAGGGCGGCCCGGCGCGCGGCGACGUCUUCAGCCCCGAGACCGAGGAGGCACCGUGUUGGCCGUCGGCCGCCGCUACUGAUAUCCGGAGCCCGUCUCUGUCCAGUGACGAGCAGAGCUCCGAGGCGAGCCUGGACACCGGCUGGACCCCGCUUCCUGCCGACACACCGGAGAACCUGGCGCUCGCGCUGCUGGACAGCGUGGCGGGGAAGCGGUACGGCAACUGCACAGAAAUACUCCUGGACGACUUUAUGUUGACACACCCAAUCUUCCUGGCAUCCGACAAGUUUCAGCAGGUCCUGCUUCAGCAGUUUGGAGCUGAACCCAAGCAGGGCGAGGGCUGGCCCACCUGGGAUGGUGCGGAAAGGAAGCAGGCUGUGCUGAGUGUGGCCUUCCGCUACCUGGACACGUACAGAGAACUACUACAGGAGGAGGGGGACAGGUCCAACAGCUUCCCUAAGGACCUGUACCUUUGUGCCGUGCAAGAGCUCAGCCGCUUCCCCGAGCUGGUGGAGGACGUUCUAAAGCUCCAGCGCUGGGCUGAGAUCCUCCACAACCCGGCAGAGGAGGACAAGGAGAGUCGGAAGAAGCAGGUGCGUCCGCUCUUUCGCCACUUCAGACGCAUCGACGCCUGCCUGCAGCCGCGAGAGGCUUUCCGUGGCUCAGACGAAAUUUUUUGUAGGGUAUACACACCCGACCACUCGUACGUGACCAUCCGCAGCCGCCUUUCCUGCCGCGUUGGAGAGAUUUUGGCGCUGGUGCGAGAAAAGCUCCAGUACAGCGAGGAGCAACCGACCCAACCAGGCAACCUCAUACUGGUGGCUGUCACCUCAUCUGGAGAGAAGGCCGUGUUCCGUCCCAGUGACGAGGCUGUUUUCACCACUCUGGGCGUCAACACGCACCUGUUCGCUUGCGAACCCUCUGAGCUCGAGAGCCUGCUGCCCCUGCCUGAGGAGAUCCACUGGUCCCCGGGUGACAGCAAACUCCAUGACAUGAGUGCAGAGGAAGUGGCCAACCAGCUGGUGGUGUUUGACUGGGAGCUCUUCAGCUGUGUGCACGAGGUGGAGUUUGUGUGUUAUGUGUUCCAUGGAGAGGAGGCUCGAUGGCGCCCCCUCAACCUCGAGCUGGUACUGCAGCGGUGCAGUGAGGUGCAGCACUGGGUUGCUACUGAGAUCCUGCAGUGCCAAUCACUGCCUAAGAGGGUGCAGCUGUUGCGCAAGUUCAUCAAGAUCGCAGCUCUGUGUAAGCAGCAGCAGGACCUGCUGUCGUUCCUCGCUGUAGUUUUGGGGCUGGACAACCCUGCAGUUAGCCGUCUGCGCCUUACCUGGGAGGGCUUGCCCGGAAAAUUCAGGAAGCAGUUCCAGCAAUUUGAGAGCAUUGCGGAUCCCUCCAGGAAUCACAAGUCAUACAGGGACCUGUUGGCCAGUCUGAGGGCUCCACUCAUCCCCUUCACCCCACUACUUCUCAAAGAUCUGACUUUCCUUCAUGAGAGCUGUAAGACCUUCCAUGGGGAACUGGUUAAUUUUGAGAAGAUGCAUAAAGUUGCAGAAAUGGUGAGGAGCAUCAGGCGGUACAGGAGUACUCAGCUAGUGAUGGAAGCCGAGCCGUCUCCCUCCCACCUCCAGACCAAGGCGUACGUGCGCCAGUUGCAGGUCAUCGACAAUCAGAACCUGCUUUUCGAAAUGUCCUGCAAGCUCGAGCCCAAAGAUAUGUAACGGGGCUAAUCAUCUCCCAUCCCGCCAUUCAGACCCUUCCCUCCUCAUAACAAGCCUUUCUGCUUCUCCAUCACAGCUGGACUGCUGGAAGAGUAGUGAAAUCUGUCACGAUAUACAGCAGGAACUCCUGCUUCUCGAGUCUGGACUUUGGGACAGAGAUAAAUGUUAUACAGCACGCUUAUUCACACGUAACAUUUCUGCAACAUCUCAGUGUUUUUUUUUUUUUUUCCUUCUUCCCACUCAGUGAAGAUCUUCGAUCAGUUCCUCCAGUUUUCUCAGAUUUUUCCUAUAUAUGACAUAGUUUUAUUCUGUUUUUCACCAUCAUUUUGUGAGAUCUGUCCAGUUUGCACUGCCAUCAGUGGAACUGAAGCGAAUGUGAUCGGGUCACACUACAUUUCAUCUGGAUGCUUAUGGACUUGACGUCACCUCUUUUACCUCACACUAAAAAAAAAAAAAAAAACCCCAACUAAAACAUGAGACAAUCUGACCUCGUGGACUUUAAUAUGCCUCUACUUUGUCCUCCUUUCCCUCUUACACAAGCCAACAGAAGCACUUGGCACUUACUGUAACCCUGCAGCUCUGAGCUCUGUGUUAAACACACACCCGCUCUACCAUGAGUUGCCAAUCCAAGACCAGCUCCUUCAUGCAGCAUGAUCAGUUCCGGCCUCAGCAUAUUUAACGUGGAGACGACGUGUACGAAGGUUGAAUGAAGUUGAAACUGUCUCUCUGUGGUUUCUUACGUGUGACAUGGCGAGUACCUCCGCACAACAUCCACUGUUCGGGGAAAAUGCCCAAACAUCGUCUCCGUAUGAAGUAUGCUGAGGCCUUUAGCCACAUUGAGUGUUUGUCACAGAAAAUACACUCAUUUAGUCUACUGCAUAUGAGCGAGUGGUUUACGCUUCAUUUUAGAUGAAAGUUUUCACUAUAUUUGUAUUUAUGUAUCUCAGUUUUCUUCGAUUCUCUUAUAAUUCACUCAGUUCUCCUGCUUAUUAACAAAGGCAGUAAUUGUUAGCUUGAUUAACCACUACUGAAUUAAGCUCUUACCUGUUUCUUUUGGACUUCACAUCCUGUAUGUGGUAUUCAGUGCCAUGGCCAUUGCUCUGCUCUCACACACAGUUCAUGAUCUCUUGCCAAACCCAAAACGGAGCCAUCAUAAGCUAUAAAGCAAACGUGCUCUCAGACGGGCCGCAGGGAAAACGUCUAACCGCUGCUGGCUGCUUUUAUUCGUCUCGGAUGCGACUCUCUCAGGAUUUUCUUCCUGCUGAGAAUCUUUUGCAGAGGCCUGUCUGAAAAGCCUCCAUGUACAUAUGUUCAUGUAAAUAGCGAAAUAAAUAUGAAGACUCUAUUUUAUGUAUGAGAAAUAAGAUGGAUGUUCAACGAGAAUAUUUGUUUUGUAUAUCUGAGGAGGUAAUAACAUAUGUGUACAUUUUAAACAGAUUGAGAGUCUAAUGUUCACGAUGAAAGAACUGUACAGCAUAUCUUCUUCUUGGUUUUGUUGCAUUGCAGUUUUUAUUUGGUUCCUAGCUGUAGUACAUGAUGUGUAUAUAUACUAUUGUUUUGUUGAAUAUCUUUGGUUGUAAUUUAAAAAAAACAAAUUUUUUUUGUUGGUUUGUUUUCUAUUUUGCAGUUUACUGGAAUUGUACAGCAGGUGUUCGCUUUAGUUGGAUUUUUAUUGUUUUUUUGUUUGUUUGUUUUUUGUUUGUUUUUUUUUUUAAAGCGGGUAAUCUACAAUCUCUGGGUGUUGUUUUUUUGGUUUUUGUACAGAAGUCCGUGUUUACAGUGCCCUCCUCUGUGUCCAGUGAGGUGAGAGGAAGGCGGGUCAGGAGGAGGCACUGCUCCGCCUCCAUCUCAGAAAAAAUAAUUCCCAACAAAUCUUAAAUAAAGCCUCUUCUGAUGA
This is a messenger RNA of Ictalurus furcatus (blue catfish), 4467 nucleotides long. It is a transcript of the gene rapgefl1, whose product is annotated as Rap guanine nucleotide exchange factor (GEF)-like 1. The transcript has 16 exons. The record is from RefSeq and is a predicted model, not a curated record. Gene Ontology annotation, molecular function: guanyl-nucleotide exchange factor activity. Bases 627 to 2570 code for a protein of 647 amino acids. Gene Ontology annotation, biological process: Ras protein signal transduction; positive regulation of GTPase activity. NCBI's taxonomy places the organism in Eukaryota, Metazoa, Chordata, Actinopteri, Siluriformes, Ictaluridae. Gene Ontology annotation, cellular component: plasma membrane.